This is a messenger RNA of Eurytemora carolleeae, 654 nucleotides long. RefSeq lists its product as uncharacterized. The transcript is spliced from 4 exons. The record is from RefSeq and is a predicted model, not a curated record. Lineage: Eukaryota; Metazoa; Arthropoda; Copepoda; Calanoida; Temoridae. Bases 42 to 413 code for a protein of 123 amino acids.
AAAGUGGAAGAUCAAGCUCCUGCUCUCCUCAUGGUGUCAUCAUGGACUUCAUGACCGUUAUAGUUGCUGUAGUUGAGAUUUUGAUAAGUAUCACUGCCGGUAUGAAAAGUGACAAUAAUAAUAAUAACAAUAACAACAAUAACAACAACAAUAACAACAACAACAACAACUUGAACUUUAACGAUGAUAACAUCAACGUGAUGUCGAUGGGAAUGGCAAAUAUGGGAGGAGGAAGACAUUUGAAAACAGAAUAUCUGGACAAACGGAGAAGAGAAGAUGACUUCAAGUUAGAGGAUAAAGACCCUCUGGAUAAUUUCAUGGGGAUGAUGAGAACCCUGUACUCAUACAAGUUUAUUCAACACUUUAUUGUUCCAAUUGUCAAGCAUAAAGAUAGUGAAGAAAAAUACAAAUAAAUUACAAAUACCUCCGGAAAAUAUACUAUUUGAAUAAAUACUAUUACUAAAAGUUUUAUGCACUCGUUUUGUACAAUUUGUGACCAGUUUAUCAUAUUGUCAUAAGCUAUGUAUUCGACUUUUAGUAGAUCUAAGUAAACAUGAUUUAAGAACUGUUUUAUGUAAAAAUCUUGAAUCUUUUGCACAAGAUUGUAAUGUACAAUCUAGAAAUCUAAACAAGUUUUGUGUGAAACAAAAUAUG